This is a messenger RNA of Xenopus laevis (African clawed frog), 1119 nucleotides long. It is a transcript of the gene bid.L, whose product is annotated as BH3 interacting domain death agonist L homeolog. Gene Ontology annotation, cellular component: mitochondrion; cytoplasm; mitochondrial outer membrane. The transcript has 5 exons. NCBI's taxonomy places the organism in Eukaryota, Metazoa, Chordata, Amphibia, Anura, Pipidae. The coding region runs from base 16 to 702 and encodes 228 amino acids. The record is from RefSeq and is a predicted model, not a curated record. Gene Ontology annotation, biological process: positive regulation of intrinsic apoptotic signaling pathway; positive regulation of extrinsic apoptotic signaling pathway; positive regulation of release of cytochrome c from mitochondria.
GAGAAUGAUCAGGUGAUGCAGAGACACACAGGGAAUUACCCCUUGCACAAUGCUCUGGGUCACUCAGAGACAGCAGAGACAGUGAGGGAGUCAGUGAGCAGCACAGGGAGAGACAUCAGCGCUGCGAGUUUGUACCAGGGAAGGAUGACACUCAGUGUAGAAAAGAUCCUUCUCUCCUACCUGGAGAUCGACUUAAAGAACAAUGAAGUCUGGGAGGAGCUGAACUUGUUUUCGGGAAGAGGGAUGAAGCGGGGACCAAUGAGGCAACAGGGAGUGUCGAUGCGUUGUUGCGAGGGGGAUCUGGAAACGGAUGGAAAUGUCCCAUUAAAAUCUACAGACAUAAUUCAAUUGGAAGAAGAGGAUGAGGAGCUGUGCCGCAGGAUUGCCGCUCAGUUGGCGGAAAUCGGCGAUAAACUGGAGCGAGAGAUGAAGAUAAAACCAGAGGUAGUCGACGGGCUAGUGGACGCCAUGCUCAAUAACACGCUGGAUGAGGAGCAUUUGGCAGCCACAGUCCAGUCGCUGGUGCAGACAGCGCCCCCGGGGGUGGAGCAGGAGUUAGCCACCGUGGCCGUAGCCAUGAUCCUGACCAAGAAAGCCGUGACCAACGCCCCCUCUCUGCUCCACAACAUCUGCCACACCACCACACAGUUCGUAGAGAGGAACUACCGCGCUUGUUUAGAGCGUCUCGCCCGACAGAGGUGAAUGCUGAUUGGCCGGACCCAGGAUUUCGGAGAUGAGAAGCUGAUGAUGCGCAACGUUAAAGCCCCAGCAGGCGGCAGUCGGUGAGCACAGAGGAAUCAUUCAGAGACAAUUACGUGUCGUCGUGGAAAAAUGAACAAUUGCAUUUUUUUUUUUUACCAAAAUCUUUUUUUUUUUCUUUCACAUUUUUUGUUAUUUAAUGUUUAAUGGGGAAGGAAGUUGCUUUAUAGAUCCCCCCUGAAUCCCACCAAUGAUAAGUGUCCUCUGCCCGAUUCUUCUUUAGUCUUUGCUAGCCCCUCCCCCCCAAUGCUUCCAUUAUAUUAACCGUUACACUCCCACGGGGACAUUAUUCAACUUUCAAAUCCUCCUCAGGUCUUUGAUUUUCAAUUGGACGUUAAUAAUAAAAUACGAAUCGUCGUA